AUCUCAUCAUCAUCCGAGAACAGAGCCAGAAGCAUCACGACUCGCGCGCUGUUACAUUGAGACUAAUGCAUGUAGAUAAUAUAACGACUGCAGAAAAUGCAUAACUGAUCAAGUGUAUCGAUGAAGAUGAAUGAAAUGGAUUUAAGCGUGGAUGGAUUUGGACAGAUGAAGCCACUCCAGUGUGGAUCUGAACAAAUCAUCACCUGACCAUCAUGAUAUAGUUACUCUGAAGAAGACAGAAGGCUUUUCUCUUUAUUUUAUUAUGGUUUCUUUUCUUGUUUUAGAGACGACGUUAUCAUUUAAUUAGUGGCAAUUAAUUGAAUUCCUCGAUUAGAUGAGGUUUUUAUCUUCAGCUUGAGUUUUCUGAUCAUGAUGCUUCACAAGGUUUGAGCAGCAUCUUCAGAUCUUCAGUGACAUGAGGCUGAUCCGCUCGAGCUCCUCCGAUCAUGGCCACAAACACUUCUCUGUACUUUCGCAUCGUCGAGGGACGAAAUCUGCCUGCAAAAGAUGUUUCUGGAACCAGUGAUCCGUACUGCAUCGUCAAAGUUGACAAUGAGGUCGUGGCCAGAACCGCGACCGUCUGGAAAAACUUGAAUCCAUUCUGGGGCGAAGAAUACACCCUUCAUCUGCCAACGGGCUUCCAUACGCUCACCUUUUAUGUCAUGGAUGAAGACACUAUUGGUCAUGAUGACGUCAUUGGUAAAAUCUCCCUGAGUAAAGACGUGAUCGCUGCUCAACCCAAAGGCUUGGAUAACUGGUUGAAUCUGAGCCGUGUGGAUCCAGACGAGGAGGUUCAGGGUGAGAUUCAUCUGGCUCUGGAGCUUCACAGAGACGCUCAGAGAACCUGUCUGCACUGCCACGUCAUCGAGGCUCGUGAUUUGGCUCCUCGUGAUAUUUCCGGUACCUCUGAUCCGUUCACCAGAAUCAUCUACAACAACCUCAGCGCUGAGACAUCGAUCAUAAAGAAGACGCGGUUCCCGCACUGGGAUGAGACUCUGGAGUUGUGUUUGGAUGAAGGUGGUGAUGAUGAGGGUGGAAGCGUCACAGUGGAGGUCUGGGACUGGGACAUGGUGGGCAAGAAUGACUUUCUGGGAAAGGUGGAAAUCCCUCUGUCCUGUCUGCACAGAUCGCCUCUGCUGCAGGGCUGGUUUCGUCUGAUGCCGCUGGGAAACACGGAGGACGAUGCAGGAGGUAAACUGGGUGCCUUGCGUCUGAAGGUGCGUUUGGCAGAGGAGCGAAUUCUCCCUUCUCUGUACUAUCAGCCUCUGAUCGAGCAGCUGGUGGAGGCCGUCAUCUCGCCAUCAGAGGUCGAUGAUCCCACGCCUCUGACCCUGCUGGAAGAGGUCACGACGGUGGAGAGUCGGCAGGACGUGGCCAUGACGCUCGUGAAGAUCUAUCUUGGUCAAGGCCUGGUUGUGCCAUUCCUGGACUACCUCAACACCAGAGAGGUCCACAACACCACAGAUCCAAACACACUCUUCCGGUCCAACUCACUGGCAUCUAAAGCUAUGGAGCAGUUCAUGAAGGCUGUCGGGAUGCUGUAUCUACAUGAGGUUCUGAAGCCCAUUAUCAACCGGAUCUUUGAGGAAAGGAAAUACAUCGAGUUGGAUCCCUGCAAGAUCGACCUCAACCGCUGCAGACGAAUAUCAUUUAAAGGCUCAGCGUCGGAAGCAGAGGUCAGAGAGAGCAGCGUCGGGCUGCUUCAGAUGUAUCUGACCAGCAUCAUGGAGGCCAUCGUGAACUCAGUUUCCCAGUGUCCUCCUGUGAUGAGGGUCGUGUUCAAACAGCUCCAUAAACGAGUAGAGGAACAGUUUCCAGAACCGGAGAAUGAGGAUGUGAAGUAUUUGGCCAUCAGUGGCUUUUUCUUCCUGCGUCUGUUCGCUCCUGCGAUUCUGACACCCAAACUCUUCCAGCUGAGAGACCAUCACGCCGACACGCGCACCAGCAGAACUCUACUGCUGCUCGCUAAGGCUCUUCAGAGCGUCGGGAAUCUGGGGCUGCAGUUGGGUCAUGGGAAGGAGCAGUGGAUGACCCCUCUGCAUCCCAUCAUCCUUUGCAGUGUGGCGUCCGUCAAAGAUUUUCUGGAUAAGCUUGUAGACAUCGAUCACGACAACGUGUGUGAGGCUCCGCAGCGCGCCGUGUUUUUGCCGUCGGUCAUCGUGAAGGAGGGUUUCCUGCAGAAACACAAAGCUGAAGGACCUCAGCUGCUCAAACGCUUCACUUUUAAGAAACGAUAUUUCUGGCUCAGUUCAGAGUCGCUGUCCUACGCCAAGAGCCCCGACUGGCAGGUUCGCUCCUCUAUUCUCAUCCAGCGUGUGCGUGCGGUGGAGCGAGUGGAUGAAAACGCCUUUCAGCUACAGAACGUCAUGCAGGUCAUUACACAGGACACGGAGGGACAACUACACACCACAUACCUGCAGUGCAAGAAUGUCAAUGAACUCAAUCAGUGGCUGUCGGCCAUCAGGAAGGUGAGUAUUUAUAACGAACACAUGCUGCCGUCGUUUCAUCCAGGAGCUCAUCGAGGAAACAAAUGGACCUGCUGCCUGCAGCCCGACCGCACAGCGUCGGGCUGCAGUCGGACUCAUUCUGCCGUGACGCUGGGCGACUGGAGCGACCCGUUAGAUCCUGACGCUGAAACACAGAUCGUUUAUAAAGAGCUGCUGCAGGGCCGAGACAAACUCAGGAAGCAGUACUUGGAGACACAGGAAAUGGAGACGGCUGAACAGGAAGAGAUGCCGCUGAAAGCCAGUCAGCCUUCAUCAGUGUCUGCGCAGGGCCGAUCUGAGCGCGCUCGUGCCGUGGCCGCUCGUCUGCUGGACGUGGUUCUGGAUUUAGAACGAGCGCAUUCGACCUUCCAGAGCCGAGAGCGAGACGAGAGCGGUGCGUUCAUCCUGACCUCACAGAGAACAUGAUGAACUCCACGCUUCAGCUCCAGCGCUCAAGAGUUUGUCAAAGAAGAACUCGCACAAACUGUACUAUCGAAUUAUGCAAUGUUUCUGAAUCAAACUCCAGUUAUUGAUGAAUGUCUGUGGAAACAUUUUUAUGUAUUUGUACCUUCAAGUGUUUUUAAUCUCGGUGAAUUUUUACUCAGACGUCCGACUGUAGCUUCUGAAAUCAGUCUCUGCUUGGCAUUACACUAAAUAACACACACACACACACAUACACUGACACACACUCACACUCACACACACACACACACACAGACGAACACUCUCACACAACACAAACACACACUCGCACACACACUCUUUCACAGACACACUCACAGACACAAAACACACAUACACUGACAAACACUAACACAAACACAACACACACUCAUACACGCACAAACAAACACUCUCACACACAGACACUCAUACACACACACACACAUUCACACACAACCCAAACACACUCUCACACACAAACAACUAACACACACAAACUAAUUCACUAAUCACAUAGAUACACACUCACUCACAAACACACACACAAUAAUUCACAAACAAACUCACACACACACACACGGACACACAAACACACAACACACAUACACUCUCACAUAGAUACACAUACUCAUAAACACACACACUAAUUCACAAACAAACACACUCAUGCAUACACACUCGCACACACACAGACACACACACAUUCACACACAAACACUCUCACACACACACUCACAGACACACAAACACAACACACUCUCACAAACACACACUCUCACAUAGAUACACACACUCACUCACAAACACACACACUAAUUCACAAACACACUCACGCACACACACUCACACUCUCUCACACACACUCACACUCUCUCACACACACACACUAAUUCACAAACAAACACACUCUCACACACACAACACAUACUUUCACAAACACACAUACACUCUCACAUAGAUACACACACUCACAAACACACGCACACUAAUUCACAAACAAACACACACACACACACUGGACACUUUUGUGCAAUUUGGUUUCUGGCUUUUCUUCCAUGCAGGUGAACUAGUUCUCGACCAAAUGAACUUGAUUAAUAUUGUAAUUGUAAUAUUUUUAUAUUUGCACACAAAGGAUCCAUAUAUCUUGUAAUGAACAUUUAUUGUUUUAUGUUUAAAGUGAAUUUAAACAUCCAGCCAUGUUCUAGAUUUGCCAUUGCUGUGGACACAACCAGGUUACACUGAAUCCAGGUUAGCGGUGUAAAACUGAAACGGGGGCAGCCAAUCAGACGCUUGACAUCCAGUUGCGCUCUCUGUCAUCCACUGCAAAAAAUCACUUUCUUGCUCAGUACUUGUGUCUUGUUUUCCAUCACAAAUAUCUAAACGUUCUUAAAUCAAGAUACAUUUACUGGAGAAGAGAAAUGACUGAAGAUAUUAAGACUUGUUUAAUGAUAAAUGUAUCAAAAAUUAAGUGAGUUUGUGCUUAAAACAAGAAAAAAAUAAAGUCAAAGAUUAUUUUUCAGACCCCAUGGAAAGAUAUUUGUUCUUGUUUUAAGCAACAUUUGAUAUAUUUUUCAGUAAACAAGUCUCAGUAUCUUCGGUCAUUUCUCUGCUCCAGUAAAUGUAUCUUGAUUUAAGAAUGUUUAGAUAUUUGUGCUGGAAAACGACAAAAAUACUGAGGAAGAACAUCAUUUUUUGCAGUUAGUUUUUGGUUUAGAUGUUUCUUGAUCAGUUCUCUGGGUGGUAGUUGGUUCGUUUAGGCCAAUUUUGGUGGUUUUAUUUAUUUGUCAAAAAAAAAAAAAAAUACGACCUGGUUUUCCGAAUAAUCUUGGCUUUUUAAAGAGGCUUUUCAUUGUGCCAAACAGUGUUUUUGGGUUGUGUGAGCAUGUGUGUGCAGGAAAACAGCUGAAAAUAGUUGAUUUAUUUUGUUUUUUGGCCAAAUAUAUAUUUAAAACAUUUGCGUUCUUGUGCAGUAAUUUGCUUUUGUUGGUUUAUUUUGGACGGAGAGCAUUUGCUGUUGACUAUAAAACCCGUUUACACAAAA
Molecule: messenger RNA, 4971 nt
Organism: Ctenopharyngodon idella (grass carp)
Lineage: Eukaryota; Metazoa; Chordata; Actinopteri; Cypriniformes; Xenocyprididae
Gene: rasal1a
Product: rasGAP-activating-like protein 1
Exons: 21
Coding region: 447-2912 (821 amino acids)
Biological process (GO): negative regulation of Ras protein signal transduction; intracellular signal transduction; regulation of GTPase activity
Molecular function (GO): GTPase activator activity
Source: RefSeq, a predicted model, not a curated record